CCACAUUUGCGACCAUUGAAAUCCGUAGCGUAGCGGCGUAGCUAAUGUGACAUCGACGCGUGAAGAUGUCCACAGAGUUCUGAGCCAUGGAUCGAGAGUAUGAGGAGGUCAUUGCCAACCAGCCCGUUGUCAUUGACAAUGGCUCUGGCAUGAUCAAGGCCGGCUUUGCAGGUGAUGACGAGGUGAAGCUGGUACAUCCCUCCUUUGUUGGAAGGCCAAAACAUCAACGUGUGAUGGCGGGUGCUGUGGAGGGAGAUGCUGGAGAUAUUUUUGUUGGCGAGCGAGCAGAGCAGUUCCGUGGGAUUUUAGCCUUGAAAUAUCCCAUGGAGCAUGGCAUCGUUCAGCAUUGGGAUGACAUGGAGCUCAUCUGGCGCCACGUCUAUUCUGAGAUGAAGGUGAAUGCAGAAGAGCAUCCUGUUCUAUUGACGGAGGCACCGCUGAAUCCGCGGAAGAACCGUGAGAGGGCAGCUGAGAUCUUCUUCGAGACAUUUGGAUGCCCUGCAUUGUUUGUAUCAGCUCAGGCGAUCCUGUCGUUGUACGCCAGUGGCAGGACGACGGGAGUCGUUCUUGAUUCGGGCGAUGGUGUGAGCCAUGCAGUUCCUGUCUAUGAGGGCUUUGCUCUACCUCAUGCAGUCAUGAGAUCCGACGUUGCAGGGCGAGAUGUCACCGAGCACUUGCUCCUUCAGUUGAGAAGGACGGGGCACGUCUUUCAUACCUCAGCAGAGCGGGAGGUGGUCCGCCAAAUCAAAGAGAAGGAGUGCUACGUGGCAAUGAACCCUCAAAAGGAAGAGCAAGGUGAGUACGACAAGACAUCCAUGCAGCAUCAGUACAAGUUGCCUGAUGGUUCAGUCAUCAGCUUGGGCACAGAAAGGUUCCGAGCUCCGGAGAUCCUCUUCAACCCGAGCCUGAUUGGCUUGGAAUAUCCAGGCAUACACGAGUUGUUGGCGACCGCAAUCAACAGGGCUGACCUGGAUUUGCGGAUGACGCUCUUCUCGCAGAUUGUCCUGUCUGGUGGAUCCACCAUGUUCGAGAAGUUCGGGGACAGGCUUCUCAAUGAAGUCAAGAAGCUCGCGCCAAAGGAUAUCAAGAUUCGCAUCUCCGCUCCUCCAGAGAGAAAACUCUCUACAUGGAUAGGCAGGAAAUGCGCUGAGGUCUUCAAAAUACGAGUGAUUAGCUGUUUGUUUCUGUACUGAACUCAAAAAGCUUUGCCUUGUGGACAUUUGCAAUUUUGCUGCUACCAGGAUUAAGCAUCAAACUUGAUCCAGCUCAGGUGGCUCAAUCCUGGCAUCCUUAGCGACUUUCAAAAAGAUGUGGGUGACAAAGGAAGAGUUCGAAGAAGAUGGCUAUUCCAUAUUGCACAAGAAAGCCUUCUGACUUCUGAGCACUGCGAAUGGGAUGGCGGCACUAUGGACAAACAGAAUUCUCACCCACACCAGUGAGCCUUUGACCGUG
Messenger RNA from Durusdinium trenchii, 1452 nucleotides. The record is from the annotation of a GenBank genome assembly. NCBI's taxonomy places the organism in Eukaryota, Dinophyceae, Suessiales, Symbiodiniaceae.